Lepus europaeus (European hare) is the source of this 5986-nucleotide messenger RNA. It is a transcript of the gene IKBIP, whose product is annotated as IKBKB interacting protein. Lineage: Eukaryota; Metazoa; Chordata; Mammalia; Lagomorpha; Leporidae. The record is from RefSeq and is a predicted model, not a curated record. The transcript is spliced from 3 exons. The coding region runs from base 179 to 1309 and encodes 376 amino acids.
GCUGGGAGGCGGGAGGCUGGGGGACUGUGGAGCUGCCCGAUGGCUGGGAGAGGACUGGAUUCUGGGCGGCGCCAAGGCUGUGCGGGGGCGCGCUCACCGCCGGCGAGGCGAAGGCGGCCACGUCCCGCUCCCCCCGGCUGAAGAAGCCGCCCCGGGUUUGUCCUCUGGGCCUCCAGACAUGUCCGACGUGAAGAACAGGAAGAAAUCUGGGCCCAAGGGAGCCCUCGCGGACCCCGGCAAGCGGAGCGAGGGCGGCCACAGCGCGGAGGCCCAGGGCGGCCGAGGCGGGGGCUGGGCAGACCCCCGGACGGGCCUGAGCCUCCUGUCGCUGGGGACGUGCCUGGGCCUGGCCUGGUUUGUAUUUCAGCAGUCAGAAAAGUUUGCAAAAGUGGAAAGCCAGUACCAGUUACUGAAAUUAGAAACCGCCGACUUCCAAGGACUUCAAAGUAAAAUCAGUUUAAUUUCAGAAAAGCUUGAGUCUACUGAAAGUAUCCUGCAGGAAGCUACAGCAUCCAUGUCUUUGCUGACCCAGUUUGAACAGGAAGUAUCCAGCCUACAAAGUAUCAUGCAUGACAUUCAAAAUAAUGAAGAGGUGCUCACUCAAAAGAUGCAAAACCUUAAUCAAAAACUCCAGAAUAUUACAGAUUUCUGGAAGAGAAGCCUAGAAGAAAUGAAUGUUAACACAGACAUUUUCAAAUCAGAAGCAAAACACAUACAUUCUCAAGUUACUGUCCAAAUCAACUCGGCUGAGCAAGGAAUAAAAUUGCUCACUGAACGGCUAAAAGAUUUGGAAGAUAGCACACUAAGAAAUAUUAGAACAGUAAAAAGACAAGAAGAAGAGGAUCUUCUGAGAGUAAAAGAGCAGCUUGGCUCUGAUACAAAAGCAGUUGAAAAGUUAGAAGAAGAGCAGCAUGCUCUCUUUGCCAGAGAUGAAGAUCUGACUAAUAAACUUUCCAACUAUGAACCAAAAGUUGAAGAAUGCAAGACACAUUUACCAACAAUUGAAAAUGCUAUUCACUCUAUUCUCAGAGUCUCUCAGGAUCUGGUAGGAACAGAAAAGAAAAUGGAAGACUUGACUUUGCAGAUGUUUAAUAUGGAAGAUGAUAUGCUGAAAGCAGUAUCUGAAAUAAUGGAGAUGCAGAAAACCCUUGAAGGAAUGCAGUAUGACAAUAGCAUACUAAAGAUGCAAAAUGAACUGGAUGUGCUAAAAGGAAAAGUUCGUGACUUUGUAGCAUAUUCAAGUACAAAAGAAAAGGGAAUUCUAGAAGAUCAGACUCUAGAAAAUAAAGGAAUUGAUGAUGACUUUUAAAUUCACCACAUUUAUUCUGAUGAUCCAUAUCAUUAUAUGUAAAUUGAUUAGUUUCAUGUUUUUGAGUUAUUUUAAAAUGCCUCACUUUAUCCUGCAUUGUUGGAAGAUAAAUGAGAUAUCCACAUACAUGGAUUAUCCACAUAAUCAGAGCUUAUAUUUUUUAACUAAAAUAUUUUUUGUUUUUAUCAUUUAAAAUAGAAGUAAUUUGAAAAUAUACAUUUCUGUAUUUAAAAACAAUAUAUUUAAUGUUUUAAAAACAUUUUUCUAAUGAUGAAUGAGCAUCAUUAUUAAUUUCACUUACUAUUUUAGGCCCAAAUACACUGCUGUCUCUAGGAACUAUUAAACAAUUUUUACCAAUUCAUUAAAUUGCUGUUUUUCAAACCUGUGUCUCUAUCUUAUACCUUUUCUGUCAACUUACCUUGCUGUCAGGUUAGCUGGGAAUAUGCCUGUUUCAGCCAUAUUCUUCAUGUUCCUUUGUAAUUCACUGCAGGCUAAAAAUCCAUAUAACCAAAUUCAUAGAAAUUUUGUUCAAAUAAAAGUUAAUGUGCCUGAGGGAGAGCCUAGAGGCUUUGCUAUGAAUUACUAUGCACUUUCUAGAAAUUAUAAAGCCUAGGAAAUGAUUUCUUUUUUGUUAAGGUUCUAAACUGUGUUACAGAUACUAAUAAGAAAUGUUAAAUACACUUAAAUAUGUGCUUAUUUAAGACCUUCCCUAUGAAUUGUGUUAUGAGCUUUUGGAAUAUCUUUGUAUACGUGGGCUUUUUAAUAGAAAGCUUUUAUUUAAUAAAUAUAAAUUUUAUAGGUACAACUUAUGGAUUAUAGCGGUUCUUCCCCCCAUACCCACCCUCCUACCUCCAAAUUGUCCCACCUCCUACUCCCUCUACCAUUAAGGUUCUAACUGUUAGACUCUCUGAGUUUGCUAGAUAUAUGAUCUCUAGAUUAACUAGUCUACUCAAAAUAAAAAUACAUCAACAAACUUAUAGAAAGAAAAGGCAGCAUUAUAAUAAAUGGUGACAAAUACGAUAUUAAAAGUAUGUCAUUAAGGGCCAGCACUAUGAUGUAGUAGGUUAACCCUCCACCUGCAGCAUCCCUUAUGGGCACUGGUUCAUGUCCUGGCUGCUCCUCUUCCAAUUGAGUGCUCUGCUAAUGGCCUGGGAAAACAGUAGAAGAUGGCCCAAGCUCUUGGGCCCCUGCACCUACGUGGGAGACCCGAAAGAAGCUCCUGGCUCCUGGCUGCUGUUAUCAAGUUUAAUAACAACUUUAUUUGAACUUAUAUAUACCCUGGUAAUGGUUAUAGAAAGUAAAUGGAAACAAGGUGACCACUGUACUCUAUAGUGACAUUUACAAGGGAAGCAAAACUUGUACUUCUACCUUAUUACAUGAGUAAAUUAUUGAAAUAUAUUUACAUGUAGAUGUUUGUGUCUGUGUGUAUUCCUUUACUAAGCAGAUUCUCCUGUUUUUAAAAAACUGCAUUAGGGACCAGUGUUGUAGCACAGUGGGUUAAGCCGCUGCCUACAAUGCUGGCAUCCCAAUAUGGUAGCAGUUUCAGCCCCUGCUGUUACGGCCAUCUGGAGAGUGAACCUGUGGAUGGAAGAUAUCUGUCUCUGUCUCUCCCUCUUUCUCUGGAAUGCUGCCAUUCAAAUAAAUAACUCUAAAAAGAGAGAGAGAGAGACCCCCUAGAGAUAAAUACACUCAUAUGUCUUCCUCUGUUUCUUCAAUUCAUUUAUUUCAAACUUGAAAUUUCAAAAACUUCCCUGUAUGUCAGAUAUUAAAUUACAUUGUUCAUCUUUUCUUUAAGGAAAACCACCAGUAUCCUAAGACUCAUUUUCUUAGCUUUGUAAUUAAUGAAAAAUUCUGUCAAUUAUGAAGCAGCAUUUGGAGCAGCAGGAUGUCACUUGGGAUGCCCCCUGACACCCCUCUCCAUUCCAGAUUCCUGCUAAUGAGCACCCUGGAAAGCAGCAGGUGAUAGCCCUAGUACUUGAAUUCCUGCCACCAACCAAGGAAACCCAGCCUGAGUUCCAGGCUCUGGUUCCAACUUGGCACCAGCUUGUGAGCAUUUGGGGAGUGAACCAGUAGAUGGAAAAAUCUCUGCAGGGCUUUCUUUCUGCCUUUCAAAUAAACAAAAAUAAAUUAUUUUUUAAAAAAAUUUUAAACUACAAAUUCAAGACUAUUACACUAUAAGCUACCAAGUGAGACAAAGAGGUUUACCAGCAGCUCCCUAAUCUGAUCCUUCUAAGAAGCAGCUAAGCGCUUUCUGAGGUGCUUUAAUUAUGUAAUACUCUUAAGCUACAGUUACUUUGCCAGAAUGGGUACAUUAAUAAAAUGUGACCUAAAAAUCAAAUAGAUGAAAGUAAGCUACCUACUCCUUUCACCCUUGGGAGACUGUUUCAGCAAAUACACUAUAUUAGAGAACUUUCUCCUUAAAAAUAAAACAUGGUUUUGCAAGUACUAGUUGAUUCCCUUCCUAAUUGAAGCUACUCCUUAAUGUCCUACCCCACAAUAACAUUUUCACAAUGCUAAUUUCUCUAACAAAAACCAGUUUGAAUCACCUCCUCCAUGAAUGAUUAACAUAAUGUAAAGCAAUUGAAGAGAAAAAAUCCUAAAAUAUGUUUUAAAACCAAACAGGUAUGAUAGGCAAGGAAGGAAUUGCUACUCUGAGUUCACUGUCAUACUGUCCCAUUUCAGCACUUCACCAUAAUUCUUUUGCACCUAUUUAAAGUUAAAACUAUUUACAACCAUUUAAAGUUAAAACUGCCAUCAAAACAAUAUUCUGAGCAUAUUAUGUUUUUAUUUGCAUUGAACUAAAUUUAUGUUAAUAAAAAUAGCUGAGUAAGCCAAAUUCAACAUAAGAAAGAAUUCACAAAGAAAUGCACAUUUUAGGAAAAAAAAGUUUCCUUUAAACUACAAAUUUAAUUUUGUAAAGAUGUUUUGCAGUUUGCAUAUUUGUUUUAUUCUUUGAGUUUCAAAUCAUCCAUUUAUUGACAUUCUAUAUCCAAACUAUACUACAAGCUCUCAGAAAGUAGAGACUAUUCUCUUUUUUCUUAAUAUUUUCACUUUAUUUGAACAGUAGAGAGAGAACUUGCAUCCACUGGUUCACUCCCCAAAUUCCUGCAACAUCUGGAGCUAGGCCAGGAACUCCAUCUGGGUCUCUCACAUGGGUGGUAGGGACCCAAGUACUUGAGCCAUCAAAUACUGCCUGCCAGGACUUGAACCUGGUGCUCUGAUAUGGGAUGCAGGCAUCCUAGGUGGCAUCUUAACCAACACAUCAAACACCUACUGCCCCCCUUCGUUUCUUGUCUUUUCUUAAGAUAUAUUGAUUGAUUUGAAAAGCAGAGUUGACAGAGAGCGGGAGAAAUGGUGAGGGAGGGAGGAAGUGGGUGUUUGGUGUUUCCAUCUGCAGGUUCACUUCCCAAAUGUCCACAAUGGCAGGAACUGGUCAAGUCCAAAUCCAGGAGCCAGGAGCUUCUUCAGGGUCUCUCAUGUAGGUGCAGGGGUCCAAUGACUUGGGCUAUCUUCCACUGCUUUCCCAGGCAUAUUAGCAGGGAGUUGAUGGAAGCAGAGCAGCCAGCUCAAACCUGUACCCAUUUGGGAUGACAGCACUGCAGGCAGCAGCUUUAUCUAUUACACCACAACACCAGCUCCCUUUAUUCGUUUAUUUUCAUUUUAUUUGAAAGGCAGGGUAGGGGAGAAUCUUCUACUUUAAAACAUAGUCCUGGGGCUGGCGCUGUGGCAUAGCUAGUAAGGUCCCCGCCUGCAGUGUGGGCAUCCCAUAUGGGUGCCGGUUCGAGUCCUGGCUAUUCCACUUCCAAUCCAGUUCUCUGCUGUGGCCUGGGAGAGCAGUGGAGGAUGGCCCAAGUCCUUGGACCCCUGCAUCCACGUGGGAGACCCAAAAGAAGCUCCUGGCUCCUAGCUUCAGAUUGGCCCAGCUCCAGCUGUUGCAGCCAUUUGGGAGAGUAAACCAGGAUAGAAGAUCUCUCUGUCUCUUCCUCUGUCUGUAACUCUGCCUGUCAAAUAAAAAUUUAAAAAAAAAUAAAAUAAAAUACAACUCCCCCAACGUUACCACACACAUACACACACACACACACACACUCUCUCUCACACUCAAAACCCAAAACCCAUUACCAUCAACAACAAUAAAAAUAACAACUUGAAAUGUUGCCAGGCAGUUGAGUGGCUCAACAUGGUUAUCAGCUAAUAUGUCCAAGUUAAACCAGAAUGGCAAUUUAGAAAUAUCAGGAUAUAGUGUAUGAGCAUAUACAUACAUCAAAACAUCACAUUAUAUACCAUAAGUAUAUUAAUAAAGCUGAAAAAGUGUUACCUAGUCUCACUUCACAAAUCUACCAAAGCCCAUUGCAAAGAUUUCCAUUUUCAUUUUCCAGCAACUGAAAAGCACAUCACUUCCAUUUAGCUCAUUUUGUUACAACACAGAAGACCUAUGUUUCAAAAAUGAUAACAGAAAAAUGUAAUUUCCAGUAGCAUUUUGUGAAAUGGCCUUAUGUUUACCUUCUUAUUUUUUAGUAAUGCACUUAAAUUGUUCCAAAGGAUCUUACUUUUGAAGUCAUCUUUUACCAUAUGCUUUCCCAAACAGCAGUGAAGUUGUAGUUAAAAAUAACACAUGAAAAUUUAAGUUGAAUUAUGUUAAACUUUUAGUGGACUUAAUCAUUGUGGUGUUAUAUUUUC